AUGUCUAAAGAGUCUCUCGACGAACGAUUCCGGCGCUUGGCGAAGAUCGUUGAGACAAAGGCGACUCGGCCGCCGAUGUCUCUCGCCACGAAACUGGAGCUUUAUGGCCUGUGGAACCAGGUCAUGUACGGCCCCAACACGAAGCCUACGCCUUCGCGCUUGAAUGUGGCGGCGUACGCCAAGUGGAAGGCAUACAAGCGUUUCGAGCGGUUGAGCAAGGAGGAAGCCAAAAAGAAAUUUACGGAGGUCGCAGAGAGGGCAGUUGCCGCGUCGAAGCUGUGA
Messenger RNA from Trypanosoma grayi, 282 nucleotides. Its product is annotated as acyl-CoA binding protein. Gene Ontology annotation, biological process: fatty acid metabolic process. Lineage: Eukaryota; Euglenozoa; Kinetoplastea; Trypanosomatida; Trypanosomatidae. The transcript has a single exon. The record is from RefSeq and is a predicted model, not a curated record. Gene Ontology annotation, molecular function: fatty-acyl-CoA binding. Bases 1 to 282 code for a protein of 93 amino acids.